This is a messenger RNA of Pimephales promelas (fathead minnow), 1961 nucleotides long. Lineage: Eukaryota; Metazoa; Chordata; Actinopteri; Cypriniformes; Leuciscidae. The record is from RefSeq and is a predicted model, not a curated record.
UGGUCAACCUUAUUUCAUGCUUUAACUAUAGACUGUAAAAAAGGCUUUAACAUAUUAGUUUUAGCUAAGUAGUAAUGACACAUAAUUAUAUCACUUGUUAAAUGGUUGUUUAACGAUAACAUUCAGUCCUGUAUUCCUGAUUCAGUUUGUUUGCAGAUUCGAUGUGCGCUCACGCGUGACUCGCACUACUUCAGGUAUUUUGAAUAAUGCGGUUGACGUCACAGUCAAACGUUAGAUCGCUCUCUUUGUUGACUGAAAGACGAGGAGAAUUCAGACAGUUGCUGAAUAUUUUCUGCGUUGUGUUGUAUUGUAUGGUACUUGUAUCAUUUAAUUGCAGUUUGAAGAAGAUGUCAGGCCCGACCCAGGCACAGAGUCAGGAGCUUAUUCCUGGAUGUUCAACACCUCGGUCUUGUGAGUUCGUUUCUGUGGCCACAGGUUCGGCUCACAGGAAGAGAGAGAUGCAGAGGUCAGAUGAUGGACGUCCGUCCACUUCAUCCAAACACUAUCGCAUAGGCCGCUUCAGAUGCAGGACAGUUGUUUCCAGGAGCAGUAACAACAGAUCUGAGAGCCAACAUGAACCAGGCAGUGACGGAAACAGGAGUUUGUCCAGAUGCGACAGCUUCCAGUGGAUGUGUCCUCCACUGCCUGGUCAAGUUCCCGUCGAGCCAACCGACAUUUCUAAUGUCCCGACUGCUCAUGGUGCCGUGGAGGCUUCACCUGUGAACAACAGCUCGACAGAAAAACCUACAAAACGAAAGAAGAUGAAAAGAAUUCGUUCAUUCCUCAGGAACGUGUGGACGGCUGUAAAGAGUCCGUCCGGCUGCUGUUCUGACAGUAAAGCUGUGGAUGUUGUGGAGCCUUUCGUUCCUCCACUAGAUCUGGACUCGGAGCCUGAUUCUGAUCCAGAUCACUCCGACAGCCUCAACAGUAGUGUGUCCAGUUCCGACAGCCUCAACAGUAGUGUGUCCAGUUCCGACAGCCUUAACAGGAGUUUGUCCAGAUCCGACAGCUUCCAAGAGGGGAUCUGUCCUCCAUCGCCUAGUCAAGUUUCCAUCGAGCCAACCGACAUUUCUAAUGUCCCGACUGCUCAUGGUGCCGUGGAGGCUUCACCUGUGAACAACAGCUCGACAGAAAAACGUACAAAAGGAAAGAAGAUGAAAAGAAUUCGUUCGUUCCUCAGGAACGUGUGGACGGCUGUAAAGAGUCCGUCCGGCUGCUGUUCUGACAGUAAAGCUGUGGAUGUUGUGGAGCCUUUCGUUCCUCCACUAGAUCUGCUCUCGGAGCCUGAUUCUGAUUCACGUCAGUCCGGUGUCGAGCCAAAUCAUGACUCCUUCAAGUCUCUCUAUAACGCGGGAGAGAUGAUUGGAUGCGGAGGAUACGGAAGAGUGUUCAAAGGAACACGGAAAUUUGAUGGCAAAAAGGUUGCUAUCAAGCGGAUGCGCAAGACUUCCGAGGAUCUUUAUCUCGCUAUUCCUGGGCAUCCCAAACCUCUCAUUGCAGAAGUGGCUGUGCUGCUAAUGAUGAGGGAAGAACCCGUAAGCCCGUACGCCAUACAACUACACGAUUGGUUUGAACACCCUCGAAAAUUCACCCUGGUGAUGGAGUAUCCCGAACCCUGCGAGAGCUUGCUGGACUUCAUCUAUGAUAAUCCUCAACUGGACGAAUCAACAGCACGGCUCAUCAUGCGACAAGCUGUGCUGGCAGUGCAACACUGCAUUGAGCAUAAUGUCUUUUACAAUGAUAUUCAUGCGGACAAUUUCCUGGUGAAGAAAGACACUUUAGAGCUCAAGCUGAUCGACUUUGGCUCUGGACAGAUACUUAAUAGUGAUGGAAUCCAAAGGAAAUCACAAAAGCCAAAGUUAGAUUUCAGAAUGCCAACUUAUCCAACGGGUUGGACACACCAUCCAGUCUAUAAAGAACACUGGUUUAAAUGCAGGAUUGGAUGGAUAUCAUCCUGACAG